Penicillium egyptiacum is the source of this 2505-nucleotide messenger RNA. The record is from the annotation of a GenBank genome assembly. NCBI's taxonomy places the organism in Eukaryota, Fungi, Ascomycota, Eurotiomycetes, Eurotiales, Aspergillaceae.
AUGCAUCUUUUCCUCUAUCGCCUCUUCCUCGUCCUCCUGUUCUUCUCCCCCGUCACAGCCAUCGGCACGUCAUGCUUCAAAGUCGUCUCCGCGCUGGUUAGCCGACCGGGUUACCUCUUCGAUAAGUUCCAGAGUGAAAUCUGCGACGUUGGAUGCCAGCCGACUGUCCCUCACUGGGAUCUAUGGACGCGCAACAACACCUUUGUCCCCGCCGUUCGCAGCUUGGUGCAGCGCAUGAAUGUACCCCACAAAGAAGAGACUUUGCUAAAGAUGGGUGACGAUGUUGCGCUAAACAUAAAGGCAAGCUGCGGACGAAUGCUGGGUGGUGGGAUACAUAUCUGCUCUGAUUUGGAGACUCUGGCUGGGUUCGGCAACUGCUUUAAGCGCAAUUUCCUCAAGGCUUCGAUCAAACAUCUUCCUGCUUUGAUUCCAAUGGCCUCGGACGACUUGUGUAAGGAGCAACUUAAGUUCUUGGAGAGUGAUGAACUGUGGGAUACUACGAUCCCUCAGAAUAUGAGGGAUUAUGCGAAAGUUGAUUCGGCAUCCGCCUCUCCGCAAUUCCAUAUGGCGCACGCGACCUUCCUCCGCUCUCUGCGGCCCACCGUCAUCCGUCCCUCCAUCUGGCGCCCGCACCGAUAUGCUCACUCAAGCCAAUUCCAACCCUUUGUGCCACCGUCACCAAGUUCCCUGGGCAAACCAAAAGAAGCAAAGACCUACAAACGAACCAUCAAAUGGUUACGUCGAAUAAUCUACGUCUCACUAGCAACAGGCGUCAUCUACGGCAUCGACAGCCAGUUCUACGCCUCAUCGCUGACCCGGACAGCCCGGACCUUUUCUCUCGGUAUCUUGGUCGCCCUCGACUACAAGAUCAACUUCCGCCCACAGCCCCUACUAGCCAGCUCUAUUGGUGCCGUGCACGCCCGUAACGCAGAGCGGCUGUCGGACCUGUUGAGACAUAAUGGCGGUCUCUAUCUAAAGAUAGGCCAGGCGAUUGCGAUGCAAUCAGCCAUCCUGCCACCUGAGUUCCAGGCAAUGUUCUCCCGCAUGUUUGACGAUGCGCCUCAGAAUGACUGGAAGGAUGUUGAGAAAGUCAUCCGUGAGGAUUUUGGGAAAUCGCCUGAGGAGGUAUUCGGUAUCUCAUUUACGGGUGCCCCUGACAAGGGCAUCAUGGAACGCAAAGCCCGAGCCAGUGCCAGUGUUGCCCAGAUCCACUGGGCUCGUCUGCAGGAUGGAACCGAGGUCGCAAUCAAGAUCCAAAAGCGGGAGAUCGUGCAGCAAUUGGCAUGGGAUCUCUGGGCUUUCAAAGUUGUGACCUAUAUCUACAGCAAGAUGUUCGACAUCCCUUUCUACAGUCUUGUCCCCUAUAUCAGUGAGAGACUGUCGCUCGAAACAGACUUCGUAAAUGAAGCAGACAACUCGGAAAACAUGGCCAAGCUAGUGGCUGCUGAGCCCCGUCUGCGCGAUCGCGUGUAUAUUCCUCGUGUAUACCGCGCAUUGAGCUCGAAGCGUGUCAUGACUGCCGAAUGGGUAGAAGGCGUACGGCUCUGGGACAAAGAUGCCAUCACGCGGCCCUGGCGCGGCGGCUGGGGCCAGGGAAGUCCAGGCUGUCACGGUACACCGCUUGAUCGGCCAGAGGGGAAUUCUGCGGACCGAAACUUGGGUGCGGCGUGGACAAAGCCGGACCGCACUUACUGGCGAGGUCGCAACAACCGCGGUGGACUGGGACUGUCCCUCAAGGACGUCAUGACAACUAUGGUAGAUCUGUUCUCUGCGCAGAUGUUCCUGUGGGGAUAUGUCCACUGCGAUCCGCACCCAGGAAACAUCUUCAUUCGCCGCAAGCCGAACGGACAGGCGGAGCUGGUUCUGAUUGACCACGGGUUGUACAUCCAUAUGGAACCCGGAUUCCGACACGAAUACGCACGGUUCUGGAAAGCCCUCCUCACCUUCGACAAUCGCACGCUGGGCGAGAUUGUCAAGGGCUGGGGCGUGAACAACCCAGACUUCUUCGCGUCAGCAACGUUGAUGCGCCCCUACAAAGGCGGGGACAUGUCUACGCAGCGCGGUCUCAAGGGACUGAGCAAGCGGGAGCGUGCAGAGCGACACUACGAGAUGCAGCAGGGAAUGCGCAAGGCGGUCCGCGAUAUACUAGGCGAUGAAACAAAGUGGCCACAGGAGCUGAUCUUCAUCGGUCGCAAUCUGCGCAUCGUCCAAGGGAAUAAUCAGUUCCUGGGCUCGCCGGUGAACCGUGUUAAGAUUACUGGUAUCUGGGCUUCGCGUGCGCUUAUCGAGUCGCCGGAUCUGCCGCUGGCCGAGAAGAUCCGUAACAUCGGUCGCCAUCUUAUCUUCCGUGUCGUGCUGUUUAGUAGUGAUAUCUUCUUCUAUUUCACCAAGGUGCGCCAGUUCUUGCAUCUGGGUGGUGGUAUGGAGGAUGAUAUAGAGGCUCAGAUGCAGAAUAUGGCUAAGGAUAUAGGGGUUGAGCUUAACCAUAGCGUUUUCGAGGGAUAG